Molecule: messenger RNA, 1655 nt
Organism: Poecilia latipinna (sailfin molly)
Lineage: Eukaryota; Metazoa; Chordata; Actinopteri; Cyprinodontiformes; Poeciliidae
Product: cysteine-rich and transmembrane domain-containing protein 1-like
Exons: 5
Coding region: 120-449 (109 amino acids)
Cellular component (GO): extracellular exosome
Source: RefSeq, a predicted model, not a curated record
UGAGGAGGGUAGUCCUCAGGCCUCACCCUGUCCUUGUGUCUCUGACCGUCUCCUCAGUCGUCAGCAUCUGAUUAGGACAGCAGAGCCGUUCAUCUUCAGAGAUCCAUCCAUCCGUCCAGAUGAGUGAUCAUCCUCCUCCGUAUCGUCCGUUCUUCCCAGACGAUCCGUCUCCCUCCAUGUUUCCUCCAGCUUUUUAUUCCCCGCCCACCGCCUUCCCCGGCUCCGCCUAUCAGACUUUCCCUCAGACCAUCGUCCAACCAGGACCCGCUGCACAGGAGGGGGCCCCUGGUUACUAUGGCAACAAACACCAGGCCUCCCAUCCAGCGAAGCCUACAGUUCUGCUGAUGGAUCCACGGACCCAUCAGCAGCCGGGCGGCAUCGGGUCGUACCUGGCCGCAUGUUGUGCUGCACUGUGCUGCUGCUGCCUGUGGGACCUGCUGCACCGCUGACCAUCAUCACCUUCAUCAUCAUCCUCAGCAGUGACCAUGUGACCGUCAGGUCUGCUGACACCAGGAAUAUCUGACAUGUUUGGGUUUAAAACGAUGUUAUUCUCUCUAAAGGUUCAGAGGAAAAUCCCGCUGUCUGAUUGGACGGCGAGUAGUAACAAACAUGGAAGAUUAUGACAUCAUGUAAACGCAUUUUCUAAACACUCUACUGGUGUCUCUUUGAUUAUUGAUCUUAUUGAAUAUCAGAUUGGUCACAGCUGAUCUAUAAAGUGAUUGAAAGGUAACUGGAUUGUAACAUUUUGACAGUUUUUCUCAGUUUUCUUUUUUUUCUAAAGAAAACAUGUUUUCUCUUAUGCAGCUGCAGUUUCAUUUAUUCAAUUCCAGUUUAUUGUACCAAACGUCUCAGCAACACGGCAGGUCAAAGUGUUUUACAUGAUUAAAACAUGAGACAAUAAACUUUAUGAUUAAGAACAUAGAAUGAACAAGCACCCAGUACAACAUUGUAUCAGUGCCAUCAUAAAACCUAACCAUCAAUCAUUUCUUUCAUCUUCAUUAUUGCUGUAAUCACCUGAAUCAGAUGAGCUGUUGCUGAGCAGAAAACCUUGCUGACGAGGAGGAACCUGACAUCUCACUCAGUUUAGUUCAGUUUAGAGGUUUCUAUCCAAUGCGUUCCCAGCAGAGGAACAUUGUCCUGGUCUUCCUCUGGGUCCCCUCCUGGUGGGACCUGAACACCUCACCAUCCGAACCACCAAGUCACUCUAGAAAAUCACAUGUUCAGUAAGCAGUGAUGAUUAUAUAGACAAGCUGAAUGAAACUUGCAUCACACUGGAAACGAAGAAUUCUUGGAAAAGUUUAAAAGCAUCAGUGAAUAAAUACAGAUAAUUUGAUUUAGUGAAUUAUUUCUGUAACUAUUAUAUUAAUAUAUCUAUUAUUUCUGUGUUUCUCUAACCCUAACCUUCAGAUGAGUUGAUAGCGUCCAUUUUCACUGAAUUCUGCAGAAUUUCUUCUUUAAUGCAGUCAUCAUAGGAGCCUCUACAGGACUUGCCAUGGUUCCUAGAACUGCUCCAGUUGCAAUUUCUCAAUUUUUCUCAACCAUCUUGUUGAUCUUUUUGAGAAGCUCUCUGACCUGAGUUGACUUUUUAGCUCUAUUGUUGAACACAUGGUAUCUUUUACUACAUUGAUCAAUAAACUCCUUCAGGGUCUCGUUUC